CGACCGUCCGAUAAGGAUGUAUUUAAAUUUCAAUUCCGGUGGUAGAUCCUCCAUACUCCGGGCAGAGAGUUCUGCAUGACCCCAUAUAGCCAUUUUUAUAUGUGGCCACCAUGUCCCACCCAGCCGGGAUCGCCAAGUAUCCCUGUUCUUUUCUCCACCGAACUUCCCUACAAUCACGCAACUAGUCUUUGGAGACUUAUUCUUUGGGAACCCCUUUAGAGCGAGGGAGCUGAAGUAACAUGUCGCAAAUUAGUUUGGAUGCAUUUACCCCGGCGGAGGUGAUCGAAUAUGUCGGGCGCGCAGGAGUCGCCAAGGGCAACAUGCGGCUCGACAAAAUCUUUCUCAGCUCGGUGUCAGCGGGCUGUCUGCUUGCCUUCGCUUGUGGGACGGUCCUUAGCACCAACACAACGCCCUGGUUCCAAGAAAAUGCACCGGGCCUCAUUCGCACGAUCAGCGCUUUGGUCUUCCCAUACGGCUUGUGCAUGAUUAUCUUAACCGGGGCAGAUCUCUGCACCGGUUCCUUUAUGUUCACCACUGUGGCUGCUCUUCAACGUCGGUUGCCCUGGCACAAGAUGUUGAUUCACUGGGUCGUCACGUUCUUUGGUAACCUGGCUGGGUCGCUCUUCGUUGUCGCAAUCAUCUUUGGGUAUGGCAACGUCUUUUCCGCAGACCCUUUUAAGUCCCAAGUGAUCGCGUUCGCCACGAAAAAGCAGGUCACCCCUGACUUCCAUAUGAUUUUUCUUCGUGGUAUUGGCUGCAACUGGCUCGUCUGCCUCGCCUGCUUUUUCGGCAUCCAGGGUCGGGACCUCACCUCGAAGAUCAUCGGCAUCUGGUGGCCCAUCUUCGCAUUCGUAUCUCUCGGGUUCGAUCACGUCGUUGCCAACAUGACUUUUGUCCCGCUGGCUAUCUGGGUCGGAGCCCCGAAAAUCACCGUGGGCCUGUACAUUUGGAAAGGAAUCAUUCCGACCCUGAUCGGCAAUAUCUUGGGUGGAGGCUUAUUCUGCGGUGUUUACUACUGGUAUAUGUACUUGCUGCAAACCGACGCGGUGACGGUCACCGGAGUUAAACGCUUUGGCCAAUCUAGGUCCGAGGUUAGCAGUGUGGCGCCGAAGAAAGAUGAUGUGGAAGCGGGCACCGGAGUGGUGGAUAACUCCCGGGCUGCGCUGGCUAGAUCAUUCCACUGAUUCCAAGACAUGUUUAAAUUCGAUAGGUCCACGUAAUAUUAAUAAGAGAUUCGAUUUCGUGCUUUUUCUUCAGCGUAUAGGAGUCCCCGAAUUGGUAGGACGACUAGGCUUGGCGUAUGUACAGGCUGCAGACUGCAGUCUGCAAUUAUUAUGGAGCGUAUACGAAUCAUUUAUGCACAAUGAUCGGGACACGCAUGAAGUGUG
Messenger RNA from Aspergillus alliaceus, 1388 nucleotides. RefSeq names its product formate/nitrite transporter family protein. Gene Ontology annotation, cellular component: membrane. Bases 240 to 1184 code for a protein of 314 amino acids. Gene Ontology annotation, molecular function: high-affinity secondary active nitrite transmembrane transporter activity. The transcript has 4 exons. Lineage: Eukaryota; Fungi; Ascomycota; Eurotiomycetes; Eurotiales; Aspergillaceae. The record is from RefSeq and is a predicted model, not a curated record. Gene Ontology annotation, biological process: transmembrane transport; nitrite transport.